AAAACCCUUUCCCAACCCUCUUAUACCCAUCGCCCUCCUUCUGUGGGUGCGAGCAGAGUUCCAGCUCUCGUCUAUCUCCCUCUCUCCCUCUAUCGCUCUCCAAAUCCAUCACCGAAAGGAUUUCCCUAUUCGAUUCGAACGUCUUCUAUCACCCGUUCGUGUAGAUUAUUUUUCCAGGUAAUUCCUAUAACUUAUUGUGUUCUUCCCCAAUUUUUCUUGCCUCUUCGCCUAAGUUUGAUCCGUCGAUAUCUCAAUCUCCAAUUUUUUUAGUAGAAAUCACGAUAUUUCGGGGAAGAUCGUGAUUUUCCAAAUAUCCUCCUAUUUUUCAGAGAAAUCAGCUCCAGGUUGUGAUUUUGUUUUGCUAAUUAUCCCAAAGUUUGGGUUCUGGGUUCGAUUAUUAUUUUAUUAUUUUAUUAAAUUUUUUGGGUGUGUUGUAUUGAGAAUCGAUGGGGAAAAAGAUGAAAACUAAGGCCAGAAACCCUCGUAAGGUCCACCCCCGAGCAUCGGCCGGAUCCACUCAGCCUGUUUCCGAGCCGAGUGAUCGGACGGUUGACGUUGGAGGUGAGGAAGUGAAGGGUAGGGAACAGUGUAAUCACUGCAGCAAGGAUAGUGCCGAGCUGAAUCGAGUUCUGUUGGGAAUUUUGUCUUCAAAGAAUGCCACGGCUUGUGAGCACUGUAGGGAAGAACCUGUUUAUAAGAAGAGAGGGGGAAAGGAGAAGGGAAAGCAGCAUAAGAAGAAGGGAGGAGCAAAGAAUUCUGAGGUGAAAUCGGAGUCGCAUAUCAUUUGGGUCUGUUUGGAUUGCGGCCGUUAUUUCUGUGGUGGAGAGAUGAAUGAUUCGGUGCCGUAUGGCCAUGCCCGCCGGCAUGCGAAGCAGGAGCGCCAUUCUUGGGCUGUGAGAUUUGAUGACCCGACUAUAAGCUGGUGUUUCUCGUGCAAUUCGGGGUUCCCAAUUGAGAUGCCAGAGGUCGUGGCAGAUAGCGAGGAUAAAUUGGCAAAAGGUGAUAAUAGUAAGGGAGCGGAGAAUGGAAUUGAGUCUUUAAUGUUGGACGGUGUGAAGGGCCAUGUGGUCAGAGGUCUGUCGAACCUUGGAAACACUUGCUUCUUUAAUUCAGUCUUGCAGAAUAUUUUUGCAAUCAAUAUGCUGCGGGAUUACAUGUUGAGCUUAAAUAGACCUAUUGGGCCUCUUACUGUGGUGAUGAAGAAGCUCUUUGUUGAAACAAGCGGUGAAGUGGAUUCAAGAAGUGCUCUGAGCCCCAAAAGUCUUUUCAGCUGCAUAUGUUCCAAGGCUCCACAAUUUCGAGGUUAUGAUCAACAGGACAGCCAUGAAUUGCUUCGUUACUUGCUUGAUGUGUUGCAUAUGGAAGAGAAAAGUGCAGAAAAGUCACUGGAUUCUUCUGAAGAGCAAGACAAUGUUACUUUGAACUCAAGAACAACCAUGGUAGAUACUAUUUUUGGGGGGCAACUCUCAAGUACUGUAUCUUGUGUGGAGUGUGGGCAUACUUCAGUAGUACAUGAACCAUUUCUAGAUCUCUCACUGCCAGUGCCAUCAAAGAGGCCACCACUGAAAAAGGUCCCACCGCCUCCACCCAAGAAGAGUAAGCCGCCUCUGAAAGAAAGGAACAGAAGCCGGAGGUUUCGGGAGAAAGGAAUUACUAAAGAAUCUCUUGAAAUGAAACAGAAUAGAGUAGAAAGUUUUAGUUCUUCAGAAUGCACCGAGCCCUGUGUUUCUGCAUCACAAGAAGAACAUGAUGUUGCUCCAAGAGUAGAGGAACCCUCGGAAUUCUGUGAGUCUUGUGGUCCUUCACUGAAACCAGAACAAAAUAAUUAUUCCAAAAUGGAGGAUAGUUUCUGUUGGUUGGACUAUCUUGAACCCAGUAUGGCACCAGAUGUUGCAGAUUCAGAUUCUCAAAUGCAUGGAGAUUCUGUUACUCAGUGUUCUGAUAACAGGCAGAUCUGCCAGAGCGAGAAUAAUGUAGAGUGCGCUGUGGAAUUGCAGAUCCAAAAUUGUCCGAAGGAGCAGACAGUGACUCCAGAUUUUUGUGGGGAGAGCUCUAAUGAUGUUUCUUCUUCAAAUAUACAAGAUUCUGGCGUAAUUUUACUUCCUUAUAAAGAGUUAAAUCCCACUCUUGAGGAGAUAAAUGGGACAUCAUCAUGGUCUCAAAAUCCAGAAAAUGUGGCACCUGCUGAUGCUUUGGUAAAAGAUUCAAGUGUGCAAACCACAUCUGCUGCCUGCAAUGAACCAGAAGCAGACUUCGAUGGUUUUGGUGACUUAUUUAAUGAUCCAGAGGUUACUUCUGAGUUGAAGGUAGAUCCUAGUACUGGUAGAGAAAUGGAUGCAACAUUGUGGACGAGUAACAGCAGUGAGUCUAAUCAGGAGGAGGUGGAUGAUACCAAUUCUCCAGUAUCGGUUGAUAGUUGCUUGGCUUUAUUUACCAAGCCAGAGCUUCUGUCAGAUGAACAUGCCUGGUAUUGUGAGCAUUGCUCUGAGGUUUUGUCACACCACAAUGUGGGACGUAGAAAAGGCAAACGGCAAUAUGCAGCAAGAGCUAAUCAAUCAGAAGCUACAAAGUCUCAGCUUGAUGGUGAUGAAGUUGGAACUACAAAGGUUUCACCUGAUUCCAAAGUGGGUUGUCUCAAUUCUACUGAGGCCAAAGUUUUAAGCAAUGGAAAGAUGGCAUCAACUUCAGUAAACAUGGAUCAACAUGUGGAAAGGAUUGAUGAUCUAAAUGCAAGAGUGGAUGUUUCCCAGAAAUCACCUAAUCCUACUGAAGGAUCAGACAAUACCAAUUAUAAAAAUGUAGUUAAGAAUGAGAACUAUUCAAUGUUGUCAAACCCCAUGUUAGGUGGUCAAGCUCAAAAUCCUGAUGUUUUACGAGAAGAUGAAAAUUUUUUGGAGUCAGGUCCUGAAAAAUCUAUUGCACAGGUUUGUUCAAGUAGCAAAGAAAGUGAGUCUUGUAGCACGAAUAAUCUCCAAAGCGUUGAACAUGGAGAUUCUCUAGCAACUGCCUGUAGUGGCUCAUUAAAUCAUACAGAAACAAUCCUGUCAAAUUCCUGUGAGAAUGGUGAUUUUGGUGAAGUUAAUCCAGGUGGGAAGAAAGGCUCACAGCUCUCAGGUGAAGUGCAUCCAGUGGAAGAUAGCAGGGAUGAGGAAGAAGAGCCUAAAAGGAUAAAGGUAAAGAGGGAUGCCACAAAAAGGAUUCUUAUUGAUAGGGCGCCACCUAUUCUAACCAUUCAUUUGAAGAGAUUUAGCCAAGAUGCUCGUGGCCGCUUCACUAAAUUGAAAGGUCAUGUUAGCUUCCAAGAGACGCUAAGUUUAAGACCAUACAUGGACCCCAGUCAUAAAGGGUGGUGCACUGCACAAGGCUCCUACUGUUGCGAGGUUGGGGAGGGUCAAAUGUAUGCAGCCUUAUCUCAUUUGUUGAGAGGCUACCUCCGUGUUUUGGACCCAUGAGCUUCGGACCCAUGAGCUUCUGGUCACAAUGGAUCAACCUUACCAUUGGACCAAGACUCAACCUUUUGGUUUAUGGUCAUAAUAAGUUUAAAUAUUUUCUAUCAUAUCUCUAGAAGCAUUGAUAAAUAUCUAAGAGUAUUUAUAGUAUAUGAAAUGUUAAAAAGAAUUAAAGAUGCAAUAGUGUUUGAAAUAUAAAGCAACUUAAUUAUUUAUACUUCAGAAAAAAGGUUUUCCUUGCAUCUCUUUGUAUUCAUGCAAUUCGUGCAAGUGUUGUCAUGCUAUGACUUGAUGCAUAUAAUAUAUGCCAGUUACUAAUGCAAACGUGACAACCAUACUAGUAACUUUAUAUCAUGAGACUUGCAAUUGGCCUUGUGGAUCACUUAGAAGCAUGUCAAGGAAUGUACUUGGUACAGGCCUUUAUUGCAAUUGAUUUCUAUUGUACAUUAGGUUUAAUUCGCGAACUCACCUUAUGAAAACUAUAUUUUGGCUGGUAGUUCAGUAAUUUCUUAUAAAAGAUGAAUUGAAUUAACUUUGUUCCUUUCUAACCCAAAAAAGACCACCUAUUGGAAAGAAAGUCCACUACUUGCUUCUGUGAAAAAGCCAAGCAUAACCUUCAUCUGAGUUUUUCAUCUAGUAGAUAUGUUUUUGCUGAAUGGCCUGAGGGCAAUGGUAAGGUUGUUCCAUUGUGACCUAGUUGUCAGGUUCGAAAUAUGAAAGCAGUCUUUCUGCGCAUGAGGGUAAGGCUGCGUACAUUUAAUCCUUUUUAGACCUCGUAGUAGCAGGAGCCUCGUGUAUUGGGACAACUUUAUUUUCAGACAUGAAUUUUUUGAUCCAAGGACAAGGUAAAGAGUUAAUAGGGUUCAUUUUUUGUUAAGCUUGUGUGACUUAUCGAGAAGUUGAACAUGGAAUGGAUUAAUAUUUACCAUGUGAGGUUGCUGUAGGCCACAUAUUAUUUGAUUAAGUUGCUUGUCCAUUGUUUAAAUGGUUUGAAAUGCAUCUUAGCUUGUUGCAUGAUAGUGUGUAGUGUCAUCUAUGCUUCGGGACCUUGUGAUUGGACUGUGCAAUGAGAAUUAUCAGUUGGAUGUCCUGACUGAAAUGAUACUAUUUUCUGUAUGUUUAUAGAGAAACUCAGCAUUCGACCAAAUUAGCCAUAUACAGUUGCUUCUGACAUUAGGUUGGGCUUUUUAAAAAACAUGAUCUUUCUUUGUCCACUUGAACAAUUUAUUAUUUUUAUUUUUCGUUUCUUCUUUAAUGCUAAAAUAUUGGCCAUAGGAUGCAAGAGUCCUCAUUCCGUUGUACCCUUACAUAGUGGGAAUCAGUAAUCCUGUGUAGAUAUGUCAAAUUGCUAGCUUCGCUAGAGACCUAAAAAGCUAGUAAUUAAGAUAAUCAAUCGAGCAAGACAGUAUAGGCUACACAAGGAGAUCUGUUCUGCCUUAUUUAUAGCUCUAUUUACUUCUGUUUGCCAGUAAUGAAAUUAAAUAAGACAGACCUUGCUGCAUAUGCCAUAGAUCACCCUGGAACGUUCCAAUUUUCAUUUUCUUAUUUGAUAUCUCUAUUGUUGAUAAGGACUAUAUGGGAUGGACAGCUAAGAUUACAUCUAUAAGAAUCCUAGGAUCUCCAGCACAUGAAGAUCAGUUGUCAGGUGGGGUUAUCUGAUAUUUUGAUCAAUAAACUAGAGUUUCCCAAACUCUUUUGGGAAACUUUUAAGCUCUUAUUGAUUGGUUAAAAAAGAAACCUCUGAACUUGUGGGAACUUAGUCCAGUAGACUUGAAACAAUAUGUAGCAUUCAUCUGUGGUCACUCAGGAAUGCAGCUAUUUUUUUUACCAUUGGCUGGGUCAGCUUUUAUGCAAACUUGAGAUCUGGUGUUUGGAUUCCACGUGAUACUGACUUUUUUUUUCCUCUCUCUCUUCCCUCCCCUUCUCAUCUAGUGUUUCUUUAUUCUCUCCAUAUUUUCUGGACACCAACCCUUCACAGACUGAAUCCUAUACCCACCUUGCUUUAAAUUGUCAAAAGCUUGUAGUUGGUGUUUUUCUUUUUCUUCAAAUGAUAAUUCUUACUUGAUGAUCUCU
Phoenix dactylifera (date palm) is the source of this 5522-nucleotide messenger RNA. NCBI's taxonomy places the organism in Eukaryota, Viridiplantae, Streptophyta, Magnoliopsida, Arecales, Arecaceae. The record is from RefSeq and is a predicted model, not a curated record.